AGAUGGAAAAAACAAUGAGCAAAUCGAAGAACUCGUUCCAGUUCGAACUCCGGAGCAGCAGCUUUGGCGAAUCAGCUGAUUUCGGCAGAAGGAAAGAAUGUCAGUAGCCUCGUCUCACCAAGCUUUCCUCGCCAACGCCCUCCUCGCUCGGUCCACCCACAAGCCCCAGAAGAAGUUCCUGGGCUCUGUCAGCACAGUCUCCUGCAGACGCGGACACCCAUCAUCAUCAUUAUCAUCAUAUGAUCACGAUGGCUCCAAUGAUUCUUCGAGGAGGAACGACAAUCAGCUGGCGAAACUGGCUAUAGUGACGCUCGCGGCGGGGGUUUUGACGCUUGGGUCAGUGCAAGAUGCUUCGGCCGCCAAGACCGGGGGUAGAAUCGGUGGUCAGGCGUUCAGGUCGUCGGCGCCGAGGCCAUCUGCUCCACGAGGCAAUAAUUCGAGGACAAAUAUUUACAUUAAUCCACCUGUUGCCCCACCCUUAAUUGGUGGAUAUGGGUACGGUUAUGGUGUGCCAUUCUAUGGAGGCUGGGGUUGGUCGCCGUUUUCAUUCUUUGCUCCGGGUCCUAGUGUUGCCGUCGGUGUUGGAGGCGGGUUUGACGCCCUUGCUUUCUUUCUGAUUCUCGGUGCUGUUGCUGCUGUCGUGAGGAGAUUCACGGGACCUCGGGAUGAUGAAGAUGAUUACUAGUUACUCUGAAAAUUUUGUAUUGGCAAAAAGUUAUCUAUAUAUGAUCUUCAUGGAGAAACUGCAGGACGUGUAUGGUUGGCCUGAUUGUGUAUUCUAAAACAAGCCACAAGAAGCAACCCGGAAUAUGGUUCUGAGAAUCAUUUGGUGCAAAAAGAUCUUAUGAUGUAAAUUGUUAUAUCGAAAGUUACUCUUAUAGUUUGAGCUUGUUAUAGAAAAGCAACUUUUGCUGUC
Molecule: messenger RNA, 916 nt
Organism: Syzygium oleosum
Lineage: Eukaryota; Viridiplantae; Streptophyta; Magnoliopsida; Myrtales; Myrtaceae
Exons: 3
Coding region: 98-685 (195 amino acids)
Source: RefSeq, a predicted model, not a curated record